UAAAAACUAGAGCAGAAACACGCGACUCGUUCCAACUCAUUCGUGAUGUGUCUCAUAGUCAGGUGAACGGUCGCUGUUUUUCGGGUAGACUCUUUGUUUACGUGUGACUCUCUUUACGUUUUGGUCACGCGCGAUGUCAAUGGAUAUCUUGCGGAAUUGCGUCAUCUCCUCAUGACGCCGAGUCUAUUGUUUGUAGGGAUAGUCAGGAAUAGCUAGGCAGUGUGACAACGUGUCAAGAUCUGUAGGACUGUUUUUGAGCAAGAUUUAAUUCAAGAGAAACGGAUCAAGAUGUUGUGCAUGAAGAAAUUGUAUCGGGAGGAGUUGCUGCAGCUCGCAUUGCUGCUCUCCUUGCUGCGUGUGGAUCCUAACUCCUACCUUGGCCUAGAUAUUCAGACAAUCGGCGUGGGAUCUCUGGAUCUCAACAAUGGAUCUGGAUGGCACACGGAUCACACAAUUGUCCAUCGCCCGAUGUUCAUCCAUCCAAAGAAUCCAGACUCUAUGCUUCUGAAUUACCAAAGGGAUCUAUUCGAGGAACUCAACUCGUUGGGCAGAUACAACAGAAUGAAUUCUGGUCUCAAUGCCAUACAGGCCUAUCUACUGAAUGUCGAAGAAUCCAAUAGAAUGGCAGGCCCCAGUGUACCAGUUUCUACAAACACAACUAGGAAUAUGACAUCUCCUGAUCCACCAACUUCCACCCAGAAUCCUGCAGAGCCAGUUGGCGCAGCGGAGCUCACUCAAGAGGAUAUGGAUCUGAUUGAGGUUCUUUGGAAGCAGGAUGUAGACCUGGGAUUUACCCUGGUAGAACCGGCUACGGCGCCUACCAAAAAGCCAUCUACAUCUGAAAAAGAAUCAGCAGAUGAAAUUGAGAAGCUGAAAGCUUUAGAAGCUAUUAAUGCCACUUAUCAAAAGAAUGAUACCAAAGAAUCCGAGCCGCAGGAAGAUGAUCCAUGGGCAGGACUUCCUUACACUGUAGAUCUUGAAACUGGCGAAUACAUUCUCAGCUCUGGCAAUCAAAACGGAAGUGGAAGUAGCAUCAUCGAAGAGGACGAUCCGCUUCUCAACGAAGCAUCGUUAGCUUUAGACAAUCAUCCUUUGGCUGAUUUAACUGAUGAUUCUCUCGGUCUAAACGACACUCUAGGACUUGAGCAUGAUUUUACUUCAGAAUUACUCGGAGGUAGUCUCUUGGAAAGCGCUGGCGUAGAAGGUCUGCUCAGCAACGAUACUCUAGGCUUGCCCGACGAAUUUAAUCUCGAAGAGGCGCUUCAGCUCGUUGGCCUCGAUGAAGCUCAACCAGAGGAAACGAAGUCGGACGUAAAGAAGAAGAAGAAAGAAGAUACCGCCGAGGAGUCCGCAAGUGUAGAGGGCGACGCGGCCAUUACCGCCUCGAGUAACGCCGAGGUCGUGAAGUCAUCUUCUAGGUGCGAGGAUCCCGAGACCGGCGACAUGAUUCACACACCGCAGUUUCAUCAUCCCCAUCAUCCACACCACCGCUCCUUCCAGGGUCGCAUGCCGUUCAUGCGAGCGAUGAGCAUGGAACAGCGGUGGCAAGAUCUUGCGUCUCUUUUAUCUCUGCCAGGAGCACCGGAUCACUUCGCACAUCCAGCGCAUCCUGGAUAUCCAGGACACGGUAUAAGUCACAGCCAUUACGAGGCGCAACGUAACGUAUUGCUCCAUAAUCCUACCUUAGCGCCUCCGGUCGGGGAUCUCAAUUCAACGGGACCUUACCACAAUGUGGGUGGGUCGUCGAAUUUGGGUUCAGCUGUGGCAACAUCAAUGAAUUUGACAAACAGUAGUGAGCCAAUGGGUGCAGAGAGUGGCGCAAGUUAUAAGUCUGAACCUAACGAUAUGAUGUAUUAUCAUACCCCGACGACAGAUUCCAUCAACCAAACCACUGACGGAUUUCUUUCGUCUCUACUCAAUGAUGAGGACUUGCACCUAAUGGACAUGGCCAUGAACGACGGCAUGUAUACCAUGCGUAUGUUGGACAAUGGUAGCAACAAUGCAUCCGGACCCACCGGUGCAACGGCUUUAUCGGGUGUCCAGACGACUGGCGGCACAACUUCGACGGCUACGGGUGUUACGACUUUACCUGGUGUAGCCGACGAAAGGAUGGAUGCUUCAAGCGAUAGUGCUGUUAGUAGUAUGGGUAGCGAACGCGUACCAUCUCUGUCGGACGGCGAAUGGAUGGAAACUGGAUCCAAUUCCAGCCAUACUCAAGCCGACUCCCAUUACACUAUGGAUUACGCGAGCAAAUAUCGCAUGCCAUACGACUGCAGCUACUCAGUGUCCGCGAGAAAUGCCGGCUCGCCAAGAUGCCAAACCGAACGAGCGGUACCACCAGUCGCACAGAAGAAACAUCAAAUGUUCGCCAAACGAUAUUUCCAGGAACAAGGCACUUGCUCACCUUUAGGGGCUACCGCACAUCCAACCACUCCGAUGAAAUAUGAUUACGACACGCAUACAGUCGGUGCAGGUGCACCGGGAAACACAUAUUCUGGACCAAUCGAGGGUGCGACAGGACCGCAGCCAGAAAUUAAAUAUAGUUGUAGCGUGGAUUUCAGCCGUCAUCAAUCCGGACGAUCUGUAAUAGAACAUGUCCAUCAUAAUCACACUUAUCAUUUACCUGCUGAAAGCUCAGGAUCAUUACAACGUCCUAUUUCUCGUGACAAAAAAGUUCGCAAAAGUGAAGGGGAGGAACAUCUAACGAGAGAUGAAAAGAGAGCAAGAGCAUUGAAUGUACCGAUUGCAGUCAGUGAUAUCAUCAACCUUCCUAUGGAUGAAUUUAACGAACGUCUCAGUAAAUAUGACCUCAGUGAAGCACAACUAUCUUUAAUACGCGAUAUUAGAAGACGAGGAAAAAACAAGGUUGCUGCACAGAAUUGCCGCAAACGCAAAUUGGAUCAAAUCAUGAAUCUAGCUGACGAAGUGAAAGAGAUGCGGGAUCGUAAGAUAAGGCUCGUUCGCGAACGCGAGUUUAUGCUCAUCGAGAGGCAGCGGGUGAAAGACAAAUUUAGUCAACUUUACCGUCAUGUUUUUCAGUCUUUACGGGAUCCGGAUGGUAAUCAGUAUCAUCCAUACGAAUAUAGUCUUCAACAGUCUGCAGAUGGGAACGUUUUGUUAGUUCCCAGAAAUCAGACUAAUCCGCACCAGUCACGACAGUCUUCGAUGGAGCCGAAGACCAAACCUGAUCCUGAGCACAAGGAAUGAACUGCUGAAGGAUCGUAUGUCAAUGUGAUUGAUUAUUGAAAAACUUCUGUUUUUCUUGAGUAGCGCGUCCAAAGCGUAAUGGAAGCAAACACGGUGCUGGGGAGCGAAUAUCGUACGCAUGAUUAGAUUUACUGCGUAUAAUUCGGAAAAAUAGAGUUUAUGAUCUUAGACUUGACAUACCUCGCACUGUGUCCAAAUAAACAACGAAAAUUCGAGGAUACCUGCUUACAAAUCGCGACUUCUACGCGGUUUCUGACAGAUGAUUUUUUUAACAUAUUAGAGAUUUUAGUAGGAAGAAAGAUAGGAUUUCAUAAUCCUAAUGUGGUUUUUGUGUGCAUGGGUGAUGCUACAGUUUUCAGUUACUUUGACUACCCGUGUUAACACAUUUUUUCAUCUCCAAAAAUCAUAAUUUCAUGCAUUUUCUUUUCAUUUUCAUAAUCAAAGAUUUUUACAUUACAGAAAGGAUAGUAUCGGGUAAUGUUGUAUUUGUUUGUAUAUAAUGUAUCUUGUCUGUUGUGACUGUCUUUAAUAAGACCAAUAAUUAAUAAUAAAAUAAAACCGAA
Messenger RNA from Atta colombica, 3770 nucleotides. RefSeq names its product segmentation protein cap'n'collar (gene cnc). Gene Ontology annotation, biological process: regulation of transcription by RNA polymerase II. Gene Ontology annotation, molecular function: DNA-binding transcription factor activity, RNA polymerase II-specific; RNA polymerase II cis-regulatory region sequence-specific DNA binding. NCBI's taxonomy places the organism in Eukaryota, Metazoa, Arthropoda, Insecta, Hymenoptera, Formicidae. The coding region runs from base 289 to 3207 and encodes 972 amino acids. The transcript is spliced from 13 exons. The record is from RefSeq and is a predicted model, not a curated record. Gene Ontology annotation, cellular component: nucleus.